Solanum tuberosum (potato) is the source of this 691-nucleotide messenger RNA. RefSeq names its product protein translation factor SUI1 homolog. Bases 173 to 511 code for a protein of 112 amino acids. Gene Ontology annotation, molecular function: translation initiation factor activity. The transcript has 2 exons. The record is from RefSeq and is a predicted model, not a curated record. Lineage: Eukaryota; Viridiplantae; Streptophyta; Magnoliopsida; Solanales; Solanaceae. Gene Ontology annotation, biological process: translational initiation.
GACCCCACUUACACCGCCACCAUUUCUAGUUUCUUGUCUAUAAAUAAAGAACAAGUUUUUCUUCUCUUGAAAAACAUCAUCUAGUGUUUGAUUAGUCUUUCUUAAGCUCUCUUGUGAUCAAUUUACCAAGCUUCAGUUUCGGAGCGUGAGAAGUUCUCUUCCAGCUAUUUACAUGGUUGAUAUCGACGUCCAGAUCCCAUCUGCUUUCGAUCCAUUUGCUGAGGCUAAGGACUCCGGUGCACCUGGAGCCAAGGAGUAUGUUCAUAUUCGCAUACAACAAAGGAAUGGAAAGAAAAGUUUGACGACAGUUCAAGGACUGAGGAAAGAAUUCAGUUACGAAAAAAUCCUCAAAGAUCUGAAGAAGGAAUUCUGUUGCAACGGGAAUGUUGUGCAGGAUAAAGAACUUGGCAAAGUGAUACAACUUCAAGGUGAUCAAAGGAAGAAUGUUUCUCAUUUCCUUGUGACUGCUGGUGUUGUCAAGAAGGAUCAAAUCAAGAUUCAUGGUUUCUAAGUUGUUGGCUAUUUAGAGUUAUUUGAAGCAUAGUAAAAUAUAGCAGUUGUUUGGGUUUGUUGUUAACAAGUGUUGGUUUUUGUUAAUGCCCAUGAUAUCUUGCCAUGGGUUUCUUUCUGAAUUGUGCUGGUUGUACUUUGUUUACAGAUAAUAAUAAAUUUGGUUUUCUAAAGCUAAUUG